GGCGGAUGGCGCUUGCGCUACUCGCCUCCGGAAGUGACGUGCAGAAGGGUGCCCGGGACAAAACCAUGGCCCAGGAGGCGGCGGAAUGGCCGCCGGAGGAAACGCUGUCACUGUGGAAACGGGAGCAAGCUCGGCUGAAGGCCCGCGUCGUAGACAGGGACACCGAGGCGUGGCAGCGAGACCCCGCCUUCUCGGGUCUGCGGAGGGUCGGGGGCGUUGACGUGUCCUUCGUGAAAGGGGACAGUGUCCGCGCUUGUGCCUCCCUGGUGGUGCUCAGCUACCCUGAGCUCGAGGUGGUGUACGAGGAGAGCCGCAUGGUCAGCCUCACAGCCCCCUACGUGUCGGGCUUCCUGGCCUUCCGAGAGGUGCCCUUCUUGCUGGAGCUGGUGCAGCAGCUGCGGGAGAAGGAGCCGGGCCUCAUGCCCCAGGUCCUUCUUGUGGAUGGAAACGGGGUGCUCCACCACCGAGGUUUUGGGGUGGCCUGCCACCUUGGCGUCCUUACAGACCUGCCUUGCGUUGGGGUGGCCAAGAAACUUCUGCAGGUGGAUGGGCUGGAGAACAACGCCCUGCACAAGGAGAAGAUCCGACUCCUGCAGACUCGAGGAGACUCGUUCCCUCUGCUGGGAGACUCUGGGACUGUCCUGGGAAUGGCCCUGAGGAGCCACGACCGCAGCACCAGGCCCCUCUACAUCUCCGUGGGCCACAAGAUGAGCCUGGAGGCAGCUGUGCGCCUGACUUGCUGCUGCUGCAGGUUCCGGAUCCCAGAGCCCGUGCGCCAGGCUGACAUCUGCUCCCGAGAGCACAUCCGCAAGUCGCUGGGACUCCCCAGGCCACCCACACCGAGGAGCCCGACGCAGAGGCCAGUGGCAUGCCCCAGAGGAGACUCUGGAGAGUCCUCAGGGGAGGGCCGGCCCCCACAGGACCACAGCCCAGGCCCUAGGACAGCCCCAAGGCCAAGCUCCCAGGAGCAGGAGGGCAAGGACUGGCAGUAGGGUGGAACUGGGCGCCAUGAAGACACGAAGGCCACUGGCCACCUUGUUCUGGCCUCAGGACACUGACCACCCCUGGGGGUGGUCUAAGGACUUAGGGGAACCUCACCUCAGCCGCAGGUAGAGUACCCAGUCCCCAGAGACAGGCUGACCGCACCGCCCCUGGGGGACGCCGCAGCACAGCCCAGUGCCAGGUGGGGUAGAGGUGACCACAGCCCCUCUUCGCCCCGUCAUCGGCUGCUCAGCUGUGGUCACGGUGCUCAGAGGACAGAUCUCUACGGGGGCAAGUACCAGACCCUGAGAGUGCACGAGACGCUUUCCUGGAGCCCACAAAGGGGAGUCAGACUACAGCCUGCACGAGCCCUGCAGCCUCUGCUUUGCCCGCCCCUUUCGAUAGAUAGGACUUGCUUGCUCUUUUUUUUCUUCUCAGGGUUCAUUUUUUUAUUUUACUUAUUUGUUUGUUUGAUUA
Macaca mulatta (Rhesus monkey) is the source of this 1458-nucleotide messenger RNA. It is a transcript of the gene ENDOV, whose product is annotated as endonuclease V. Gene Ontology annotation, biological process: DNA repair. The record is from RefSeq and is a predicted model, not a curated record. Gene Ontology annotation, cellular component: cytoplasm; nucleolus. Gene Ontology annotation, molecular function: RNA endonuclease activity producing 5'-phosphomonoesters, hydrolytic mechanism; single-stranded RNA binding. NCBI's taxonomy places the organism in Eukaryota, Metazoa, Chordata, Mammalia, Primates, Cercopithecidae.